CCUUUACUCUUUACAGUUUAUCAUAGAAGUAUUGUUCAGUCAGACAGAGGUUUUUCAAGGUUUCAGACAUGAGUUUUUCUCAAUACUUCCUGGAGAUAUGUGGGCUUGAACCUGGGAAUUUUAGAAAGUGGAGUUUGUGAUCUCUGCCACUGGGCUUAUGAAACAUAACUCACAUGCAUCAUGGGUUUUCUGUGUGGCUUUGGGACAAAACAGUAUACAAGCUUUCAAGCUUCCCAGAACUUUUUAUAUGUCUACAAAAAUAGUGUUAUGAGUUUGUGGGGUGUGAGACACUCUAAGUUCCUAGGUCCAAUAAAAGUGAGAACUAAUCAAGGUUUGGGGGAAUUAAACUGUGGCAAACAGCUUAUGUUAGAGAUACUAGCCAGGCCUACCUGAUCAUGGCUUGUUGAGUGAGAGUUGUUAGGGGAACAAAGCUUGAUGGUGGCCAAAUCAUUAACCAAACAGGGGCAGGGAGAUGGGCAACUAACAGCAUACGGGUGUGAGCCCCUCCUUCCUGUAGAGAGGUAGUUAGGUAAAGGGACCCCUGAUCAUUAGGUCCAGUCGUGACCGACUCUGGGGUUGCAGCACUCAUCUCGCAUUAUUGGCCGAGGGAGCCGGCGUACAGCUUCCAGGUCAUGUGGCCAGCAUGACAAAGCCGCUUCUGGCGAACCAGAGCAGCACACGGAAAUGCCGUUUACCUUCCCACUGUAGCGGUUCCUAUUUAUCUACUUGCACUUUGACGUGCUUUUGAACUGCUAGGUUGGCAGGAGCUGGGACUGAGCAACAGGAGAUCACCCCAUCGCAGGGAUUUGAACCAUCGACCUUCUGAUCAGCAAGCCUUAGGCUCUGUGGUUUAACCCACAGCACCACCUGUGAGGUAGUUAGCAGGAGACAAAAGGCUAGUUUUUAGAAUGGUCAUUGGCAGUGAUGUGCUGGCAAAAACUGUGAGGCUGUAAAAAGGAGACAGAGGGCAUGGCUGAUUUCUCUGCUGGAUCCAAGUUCACUGUGCCUAUGGGAGAAGCAAGAGACCUUAUUGGAGUGUAAUGCUUGGAGGCUCAGGUGGUAUUGAUGUGUAAGUAAGCCAUAGAUCAUAAAGACAAAAAGCUGUGCCUCAUUUCCAAAGGUAACCCAAAUCCUGGGUAAGUGCCUGGAACCCCUGGAAUCUCACACUGCUCGGAGAUUGGGGUAGCAUGUAAAGCUUUUUGCAAUUUUUUAAAAAGUCCCAUUUUAGUGGUCAGCUGGUACAGGGACCAAAUAUAGUCCUGUCAGGGGCAGCCUGUCCCAUUUCGCUGCUUGAGGCCAAACGGGAAGGUGCAGCCCAACUGCCAAAGCUUCCCUUAUCUGGGUCUGGUGGCAGCGCCCGUGAAGCAGCAACAAUGGUGAGUUCUGGCAAGUUAUCGUGAGAUUCCAGUGAGAUCCCGCUGGUGAAGAAGUGGUGGUAUAGACAGGGUGUCUGCAGUGGCACCAACUUUGGGGGGGGGUCUGCCACCCGAGGCAGGUGCUUCACCCCCCCAUGGGUGGGCUGGCCCUGGGUACCAGUCCCUGGCACACUCUGUGUGUGAAUAAUUGCUGGUCCACCACAUCAGAUAGUUUGAGAAGCACCAUGCCUUUCAUUUUUAAAAGCAAUAUAAGAAGCCGCCUUCAAGCAAGUCAGACUGUUGCUCUAUCAAACUCACAGUGACUAGCAGUGGCAACUGAGGAUUUCAGACCGGAGUAUUUCCCAGCCCUACCUAGAGAUGAUAAGGAUCCAACCUUUUUUGCAUGCAAGGCAUGUACUUCAUCACUGAACUAGAUAUAUUUGAGGCAUUCUUGUCUGGGUGGGAAAGAGACUGUCAGGUCUUGAAAACAGGAGAGGAUUGCGAGAUUCUCACACGUGGAUUUUCCUGGUGGUUUUUUUUAGCUGAAUCAGUGCUUUGAAAGCAACCUUUUGCAAUCGUUGCUCAUUUGACAGGCCCAAACUAAAUUACAUCACUUCCUACGAGCAAUCAGACAUAGUGCAUCUCUUUAAGGCAUCUUACACAUCCAACCACAAAGGCAGGAAACAGGAAAUGUACAUGUUCUGUACAGCUAAGGGAGAAUGAAACAAACUUCGUACCUGAUCACAGAGACGUCAACAUGCAGAAACACAACUUUAUGUUGCCUUUAUUUCUGUUGCUCAGUGAAAGACCUGCAUGCUGUGGCUCUACAACAGCACUGGCAGAUGAAGAAUAUUCAGGGCAUGGCUUGACAAUACCUGUUACCACAGAAGUACCUGUACUGAAUACACUGGGAUCACCUACACCUGUUAUGAUUUUGACAACCAGUGACCAGGGUGUGCAAACUGCCACUACAUUCGCAGAAGCAGAGAAUACGAAAAUGGGAACCACUGCCUCUGCAGAAAUGGAAGACCUACUACAUCCUGCUUUGAUAUACGGAAUCCCUGCUGCUAUGCUUCUAGUCCUGGUUGUUUUGCUGGUUGUCUUCAUUGCAAGACGUCGCAAGCAGAAACCACCCAAGCAAGAGGAACUAGCAAGUGAAAGCUGUAAAAGUCCUAUUUUUGAAGAAGACACACCCUCUGUAAUGGAAAUAGAGAUGGAAGAGCUUGAUAAAUGGAUGAACAGCUUAAAACGAAAUACUGAAUGUGAAUAUUUGCCUCCUGUGAAAGAAGAAAAAGACUGCAAUGCCAGCCCAAGUGACUGCGAAUCUUGAAAUCAAGAAGGCAUUAUAUGGAUUGAAGGAAGACACAGCAAAUCUUCUAAUUCCUGAGAUCUGAGGUGAUCUGGAUUUGAGUUUCCUUCACCUGAAACAGUCAAGGAUGCUCAGGCAUUUGUCCUUUCCUGCUGCUUCUGUUCCUCAUCAUGAUGACAUCAGUUCUGCAAAGCAAAGGUCCUGGGGAAAAAACAUUCUGCUGUGAAAUUCAGAAGGAAUAGGAAGAGUACGAUCCUCUUUCAGACAUUUCCCAGAGCAAUUCAUUCCCCCGCCACCCCUUUGAUCAAUCACGUUAUGGUAUUAUUUUGUAAGGUUGCCCAUUACACUAAUGUUUUCUUAUACCGUAUACAAAGGACACUGUGUCCUUGGUUCUGAAUUUCUUUGCUCCUGUGUGUUUAAAUCACAGUUCUGAAAUACAAUCCAAGGAACUGGCAUUUAAUUUUCUUUCUGGUAAUGAUGGUGAUACUUCACACAGAUUUGAACAGAUGAGGGCCACAGAAACGGGCAAUCAUUCUAUAAACGAAUGUAAGCAUGGACAUCAUUUCAAACAACCAGGAGCUGUCCGAAGAUUUGGGACAAGGAAAUACUGCGAGAUUUGGAAAGCUUGUAUUGUGUUGAUAUGGAUCAUGUCAUUAUAUAGUUGAGUCACUAGAUGGUGCUGGACUGGUAUCUGAAGGGAGCCAGGAGUUUCCUGUGACUGUUCCUUUUAAAGAGAUGUAAUAAAGUUCUUUUUCUAGCUUCCUA
Molecule: messenger RNA, 3429 nt
Organism: Zootoca vivipara (common lizard)
Lineage: Eukaryota; Metazoa; Chordata; Lepidosauria; Squamata; Lacertidae
Gene: TMEM154
Product: transmembrane protein 154
Source: RefSeq, a predicted model, not a curated record